This is a messenger RNA of Ananas comosus (pineapple), 1477 nucleotides long. RefSeq names its product peroxisomal membrane protein 13-like. Gene Ontology annotation, biological process: protein import into peroxisome matrix, docking. The transcript has 5 exons. Lineage: Eukaryota; Viridiplantae; Streptophyta; Magnoliopsida; Poales; Bromeliaceae. The coding region runs from base 196 to 924 and encodes 242 amino acids. The record is from RefSeq and is a predicted model, not a curated record. Gene Ontology annotation, cellular component: peroxisome; peroxisomal membrane; peroxisomal importomer complex.
AUGCAUAUCAGAUAAUUUUCGGAUUCUCAGUCGGGUUGGAUCAGAUAUUUAUCCGAUCCAUUUUCACUCCUAGCUCCACUGAAUCCGAUCCAUUUUCACCGCGUGACCUCCCCGCGAUUUUGACCCUUCUCUUUCCCGCCUCGCUCCGCUAGGGUUUUGGUGAGACCCCUCUCUCUCUCUCCCAAAACCCUAACCAUGGCUCCACCGAACCCCGACUCCUCCCGACCAGGUAAUCCGCCCCGAAAACCUUGGGAGAGAGCCGGGAGUUCACCCGCUGCUGUACCGUUCAGACCACCAUCAUCUGGCAGCACGAGCGAAGUUGUUGAAGCAUCUGGCACUGCAAAAGCUGGACAGAGAAAUGCCAUCGUAAACAGAAAUAUUUAUGGGGGACCUAUUCCACCGAAGCCGUGGGAACAGAAUAACAGAAAUUAUGGGUCUGGCAUGUAUAGCAGAUAUGGCGGUGGCCUGCAUGGAGGUUCAGGUUGGCAUAGGAGAAGCAUGUAUAACAAUGGGUCAUUUAGUGCUCACAGGUGGGGGAGAGGUCCUUAUGGCAACCGGGGUUUAAACGACCCUAAUAUGCCGUCAUCUCCUCCGGGCUUUUUUAUAUCUUUCCUUCGAGUGGUUCAUGGCUGCGUGAACUAUUUCGGUGAUAUAUUGGGCCUUAUUGAUCAGAACACUGAGGCCUUCCAUAUGCUUAUAACUGCAUUGCUUCAGUUCUUGGACGGUACGAGUCUACUGUAUGGCAAUCUUUCGAGGUUUGUCUUCGGGUUGCUAGGGAUCAGAACAAGGCACAUAAAGAACUCGCAAACGGGAACUAGCGAGUCCACCGCCUCUCGGAACGAGCAUGGGAAGCAAUGUGUUGAGGGCCCGAAAAACGAAAGUAGUUCGUGGGACAAUGUUUGGGGGAGUGGUCCCAAAAGCUAGGCUUGACAUAAUGGAAGAGGUUCGCAGUGUAGGAACUUAUAUUGGAAGCACCGUUAAGGACACUAUCAUUGACACAACAACGCAAACUGAGAUGUACCGGGAUAACAUGUAUAUACUCGAUUUCUCCCUCGUGAUUUCAUCAGUUUGCAGAGAGGAUGUAGAGCUGAGAUUUGCACUCUCAUAGAUAUUGUGUGUGUGCGCGCACGUGCCUGAUUCAUCUUUCAAUUCUUUCUCUUUUUUUUUUGCAUAUUUUUCCUUUUCAUUAUUUCAUUUAGUUCCUGCUGACUUGCUAAAUUCUGAACAUCAGCAAUGUGCUUCAUUUUUUUUCUUGAUGAGUUUUGGAAUUGACAAGAUAUACAUGUCAGUGCAACAUUUUUUUUUUACAGUGGUCUUGUCUACUGUUAUAUCGCAAUUUUCCUUUCUUGUUGCAUUUUAUAUUAGAAUGCAGUUAAGUUCCUCAGAAAUACAGAUCUCUACUAGUUUCAUGCAUUAUUUUCCUGCUUUCUACCAGUUGAGUGUGUUUGGUGCAUAUAUACCUAAGCUUCUAGGGUCU